UAGGCUGAUUAUUAUUAUUUUUUUGCACUUUUACAGACGACUGGCUGAUAGUGUAGUGUAAAUAUACUUUAACAAAAACCAAAAGAAUGUGAAAAAAUUGCAACAAAGUAUUAAUUUAAUCAUUAAAAAAAUAUAUAUCAAAAGGCAAAUUAAUACUGGAAAUAGGAAAAAGAUAAUUUGUGAAGACUGGCCAUUGCUUGUUUCAAGUCCGUACAAACGUCAAAUCGAAGGUAACAAAACUGUAAUAAAGGAAGAAGGAUAGACUGAGGCCAUUGAGCACACCCACUUAGCCAGAACCGGCUUAUACCUCCUACCCCAAAGUCAAAUAUUGUAAUAAUAUUAAUUUCGUGAUCAUGUGUGGACCUACUCCAUUGGUGCUAAUUCUGAUGCUGUUGCUCAAUCGUGUAGCCGGUAAUAUCAGUAGCAAUAACAAAGAUGAAGAACCGUCGUCGCUUACAAAGGCUGAAAAAUAUUCCGCUUUUUCUACACCAGCAUUCUAUGCAGAAUCAGCUAGUGAUGAUCUGCAAAGUAGUUUGCGAUUUGAACCACCACAUCUUGAUUUCGGUGCAGCGUGUCCGGUGGGAACAGCACGGGCUCACACAGUAACGCUAGUUAAUCAAAAUGAAAACCGUAGCGUGUAUUUGACAUCUGUGUCUGGACGCACGCCUACCUUUUACUCAAGUUUUUUCGAGACAAAAGUGGUGCCGCCAAGGGGCAAUACUACAUUUAAUGUGGUUUUUUUACCGCGGGCACAUGGCAGCGUUGCAACCGAUCUACUAAUACAUACUUCUUUCGGUCAAGCCCGGUUAAAAGUACGAGGAGAGGGUAGUGAUUGCCCUUAUAGACUGAAGCCGUUAGUAGGCAUUAGAGCUCCUCUUAAUGCAACACUAACGCCUGAAAUACAAAUGUACAAUCCACAUAGUAAGCCGCUUCAAAUACUAGAGGUUUAUAGCAGUGGGGGUCAAUUUCAGCUAGAACUUCCGAGUGGCGUUCAGGAAGGGCCACAAACACUGUGGGAGAUACCGCCAUACGAAACUAAAUCCGUUAUACGUAUACGUUUUCAUGCGCGAACGGUAGGUAAUCAUACGGCCUACAUACGAAUUAAGAUCUCCGAACAGGCGAAUAACAGCGCUAGUGACAAGGAAGAAAAUCAUGGGAAUGUGUUAGUUAUACCAGUCGAGUUCGAAAUUUUGCCAAAACACGGAUUGUAUGCACAGAAUCCCGUGGUUAACUUCGGCCACUUCUCCACUGCCGCUAGUGCGGAUGGAAUAAAAGAUGGUAAUAUUAAACCAUUACAAAUUAAAUUACAAUUGCACAGUUCACAUACGCGUCUACGACACAAGUUACUCGAUUUUACUCUUCGCAAAAUACCCGGCUUAACAUUUGAUCCAAAAGAGGGAGUUGUAUCGCUCGAAACAGAUUUAUUUAAUAGCACAACUAUAUUGGAUGAAGUAAUGAUUUUGAGAAGCACACCAUAUACGCCUCAUCAUGAUAGCUUCUCAAACGUACCACACGAAUUCACGGUACUAAUACGAGCGAAAGUAUUUAAGGGAAGGUUAUAUUAUGACAGUAAUUCAACAAAUUUUGUAACCCAAGCGACUCUUGGAACGAGAGGUGGUAAUAAGCGUAUCCUGAUUGUGCGUAAUGACUAUGAAAUACCUCUAGCUUUGCUAAACGUAAGCCUACCACAAUAUGAUGAAAAUAAUCGGGCUUUACGCGCAGAAUUUAGUAGUGAUUAUCUUAAAGUCGUAAAUGUUACUGGCUUUUUGGUACUUCCACCGGGUGGUUCUUUGGCAUUGUUGCAACUUCAGAUGCUGAAUUCAAGCAUGACUUAUAAAACCACUUUAUUAAUACGCACUAAUAUCACGCACAUAGAGGUGCCGCUGGUGGUUUGUAGUGGUCGCCUACAUGUUUCCACAUAUGAUACAGCGCGCAUACAGGCUGACGCGUCAUACAGUGUGGAUUUAAAUUUGGGAACGAUACCGUUGGCAGAAACUUCACAUUGUGGUUACAUUGUGUUGCACAAUCGAAAUCCAUUAUCUAUCAAAUUGAACAACUGGCAUUUUGAAACACCCCAAGGGGUAUACUUUAGCACUUCCUUUCGUGGUUGCUUGCGGCUAGCUUCAUUACGAGCGUUACGCAAUGAUACUUUGAAAAUAGACAGUGCAAAACUAAAACUAUGCACUCAUAUGGAGGAGGGCGAUGUGGCAGUUUUCCAAGUGACCAUACAGUCGUACAUAACUGAACAACAUCAAUGUACAUUGAAAAUAUGGACAGCCUAUGAAGAGAUUCUUACAACUGUGCGCUUUCGUACAUGGAUUGGAAAGCUAGAAGUGGAUCAAGAGAAGCUUUAUUUCAGCCAUUGUUUUCCGGGUAAGCACUGUUCGGCUGAAUUAGCAAUACGUUCUACUUUUCAACAUCCCAUAUACAUCACGUCCAUAAAUUUUACUGAUUCUGGGCUGAAGUUUGAGGAUUACAAUGUCAAUGGGUCUAUGAUUAAAGGAAAUGCCACGACCACGGUUGGCCGGAUACACUUCGAACCCUCAUUAUUCUGUCAGCAGCGUUGCUAUAUACCCAGAGAUGGGCAUUCAAAUGCCAUAGCAUUUCCAAUUCCCGAAAAUACUGCUGGCGGCCCUAAUAACAAUCUUCAUUUUGACGAAACGGAACUGCGACGACGAACUGACUUGUUUCGACUUUUAAAGACUGACUUUCAAAAUAUUGCGUUCAUAUUGAAUAGCAAUGAGGUGCGACAGUUCUUGCUGCAAUUAAUAAUAGAUAUUGAGUGGCCGAAAUUUGUUGUUAAGAAACCAAUACUCCCCAGUAUAGAAGUGGGAAAUCCGUAUGAAAUACAGGUGAUAUUGAGUAAUCCAGCAGGAACGCCAGUGUUAUUGGAUUACUUUCUCGCUGAUCCUGCAUUUGCGAAAGAGACAGAGAUGACGUUGCCACUAGAAGUCGUUGAUCACGUACCAAACUGUUACCUAACGGAUCAAGAAGUAUUCUCUUUGCCGAACGGUGCACCUAGUCAACCCGUGCUUUUGCAACCCCACACGAGUAUGCCUGUCACGAUACGAUUACAUGCUACAGUUGCGGAUACCUACUGUACAUUGCUGCACAUUAGAAACAAUUUAACACUCUAUGAGGGACUUUGGGUAAGCGGAAAAGUGGUGCAAUCAGAAUUCCGUCUUGGGAAUCGUAAGCCCGGGUCAAAUGAAUCACUGACUUUUAAUCUUACUGAAAAACAUUUAUCGAGCUGUAAUCCAUCCCUUAAGCAACAUCAUUCACCAAAUAGCAACAAUAUGGUGGAAAAUCGUAAAUAUCCAAAGGUGAUGUUGAAACGAAAAUUUACUGCAAGAAAUACUGGGGAGAUUCCUAUUUGGAUCGAAUCGUUUCAAAUUGGCAACAAAAUUUGUUCUGGUUAUGGCUUCAAAGUCUUGGAUUGUAAUAGCUUUGCCCUUAAAGCGAAUGAAUCGAAAAAGAUUGAGAUCUUAUAUACGCCUGAUUAUACCAUGCAUCGGAUUACACUUCCUUUCAAAAUACACAGUAAUCUUUCUUAUGAUAUCGAGUAUACAUUGCAAGCUCAACUGCCACUAGAAAUGGUUGAAGAAUGCUCUGUUUUGAUAACUCGUCCCGAAUGGGAGGAACGCAUAGGCAAUGCCGCCAUCGUGCUCCUGGCCAGCACAUUCAUUUUUGUCCUUAUUGCCGCACACAUUGACUACGAUAAUAUUUUGCGUAUCCAAACGGUGUUGUUUGAGGCGCGUGACAAAGGUUCUGUACAUCCAACAUUUAAUCUACGCAAUAUUGCAUUGAAGGCCCAAAUAGCAGCGCAUGCGAAUGACGAUGAAUAUCAACAUGACACCUCAGUGCAUACCACGACGUCGAGAUGUAGUGGUAGCCAGCAACAAUAUCCCAAAGGCAGUAACAGUAGUAGCUGUAGUAGCAGCGGCAGCAACAGCAGUGGGGGAAACAAUACAAGUUGUAUGAAGAAGCGUAGCUUAAAACGACAGAACAAUGCGAACGGGAAUGUAACCUCAAACCGGGUUAGCUUACCGUGGUCGUUGGAUUUAAAUGCUUUCAAAAGCUGUGCAUCGUCAACAAAACCGCCGAAUGACAAGGUUAAUGUUAAUAGUGGUGCAAUUGACACUCAUUCGACUGGAAAUGAAAGUAGUGGAAAAAAGAAUGCUGCAGGGUCAGUACUUCAAAAGUCGCAUGCGCACAAUGAUAAAGUAGAUAGAGGCAAUAGUAGCAGCAAUAACAGCAGGAAACAACACCACAAUACGGGACAUGCGUCAACAACUCAGCUUCAGGCACCAACAUCUCCCCCACAACAGCAACAAUCACGUAGUUCUCGCAAGGCAAAGAAUACAGCUGCGGGACCAAUUACACCGGCUGAAAAACCUGAGCGAGAGGCAGCAAGCACUGCCAAUCAGAAGUCACAAACGAACAACAGCAGUAGCAGCAAACAUACUCGAGGAAACGUAAGCAAGUCGUCGUCUGGGGAUACGAACAACCUUGUAAAAGGAAAUUCUGUGGAUGUAGCAGUGCCAUGCAGUCCGCUAAUAUCGACGUUGUCGCCGCCCACGAAAGAAAUUGCAGCGCAAAGUGCUCUGUCCGGUGUAAAGUAUGGUAAAACACCAGGACGUGAACGCCGUAAAGAAAGCCAGAAUUCCAGUUCCGCUAACAUUGCUAACGACGGUUCGCUCCCUUCCUCCUCGGCCAAUUCCGGUGGCUCUUCAAGCGCAUCACGACGUGCUGAACGUAGAAGUCGGCAACGAGCGGCAACCGCAUUGCGUGCAUUAAAUUUUGGCGAUACAUCCGCAGUUGCUGCGACUACCGCAUCAAUACGCACGAGACCUACUUCUGGAAACGAUAACAGCGGCAGCGGAGGUAGCGGAAUGGGUGGCUUGUUGAGCUGCUUAAGCUCACCCUGGGAUACAGGCAGUCAGGCUACUUUCAGUGACGUAUUGCAAGCACAGCCCGUUAGCGCAGUUGCUAAAAAUGCUUUGAAAGUAAAUGAUCAAUCUAGUAUGGCUGUUGGCGAAAGUAGAUCUUCGCUUUUCUAUACAGAGAAGGAGAAAACGUCUCCAGAGCAAGAAUCGGACAUCGGUGGCAAGCCUUUGCAACAACAAUCGCAGGUUUAUGGACAGCAUCAAGGAGAUUUGGCUUUGGAAAAAAUGUGUAGCAUCAAUUCGACGGAACUGGGCCCCAUCGGCUCGAAAAAAUCACCAUCUUCGACACCAGUCUGGGAGCCCGUCAAUAGCAGCAGCAGCGGAAGUAGCAAUCAUAGCGGUAACGGCUUGCAAAUUCCUAAACCUAUUGUCUCUACCGGCGACUGUAGUUUCUUUUCGAAUCUUGAUUAUGAAGGGAGCCAACAACACCACGGUGGUGAUGCAAGCCUUUUCGCUAUGAAAAAGGCACAAAACGAAUAUUUCGAAUAUAUGUACACCUUGCGCCAGCAGCAGCUGCAAGCUCAAGUGCAGGCACAUGCACAAGCUCAGGUGCAAGCCCAGCAACAACAACAACAGCAGCAGCUGAUGCAAGGUGUAGAUUGGGCACGAGUCAAUUCUCGCACUUGGUCGCCAAUGGCAGCAUAUUUAGGACAGCAUGACAACUCUGGCCUAAGUGGUAGCGUAUUGGCUACAACUGUUGAUAGCGUAUCUUCAGCCUCUCUAUUAAUGAGUAACCUUGGUGCUUCUGUGGCUGGGGCCAGUAACGCUACAUCGUCUGCUUGGCCUAUUGCAACAACCUCUGGCACGUCGGCAAAUGGCAGCGGUAACGCCAGCUCGACAAUUGUGCGUCCACCCCCGGGCUUGGAAAGUAGUUUCCAAGGAAUCAGUAACAAUACACAACCAAUCGCAAAACAGCAACAGCAGCAAUCUUUAAAUGUUUCGUCUAAUGAUGGAAAUGGUUCUAUUACCGGAGACAUGCAGACAUUUGAUCCAUUUAGUUCUCUAAGCUCCAUUUGGUCAGAUAGUUGGCAGAAACGCAACAAUAGUAAUAACAGCAAUAAGAAUAACGGCACUUAAAUCGAUGAUCUCUUUUAUAAUAUGCGUGAGUUGUACUAAAGUUUGAUAGAGACUACAACAAAAUGAUUGGUGGGAGAAUAUAAUUUUAAUUCUUUUUUUUUUUUUAAUUACGUCAUAUUAACGAACCGCGUUCAAAGUAAACGGUUUAAACGGUUUAUAUAUAAAAUGUUCUAUAGCACAGCUAUGUUAGCGGUAAGCUCUCAUGGAAAUAUUUUCUAAAAUUUAAUGCUGUGAGAAAUUCGUUUAGAAAAGUAAUAUUAUAAUUAAUAAUUAGAUUUGUAUUUUGAAACUUGUUGCCAUAUGCUCACCAUACCAUUUUCCCUAAAAUAUGAUAAAAGAACAGGGAGGGCGAAGAAGUAACGGAAAUAAAGUGAAGCGAUCAAAAUUCGAAAUUCAUAUUGUACAAUCGAAA
Ceratitis capitata (Mediterranean fruit fly) is the source of this 6435-nucleotide messenger RNA. RefSeq names its product transmembrane protein 131 homolog (gene Tmem131). The transcript has 4 exons. Gene Ontology annotation, cellular component: membrane. Bases 354 to 6023 code for a protein of 1889 amino acids. The record is from RefSeq and is a predicted model, not a curated record. NCBI's taxonomy places the organism in Eukaryota, Metazoa, Arthropoda, Insecta, Diptera, Tephritidae.